Messenger RNA from Salvia splendens (bonfire salvia), 1744 nucleotides. RefSeq lists its product as uncharacterized. NCBI's taxonomy places the organism in Eukaryota, Viridiplantae, Streptophyta, Magnoliopsida, Lamiales, Lamiaceae. The coding region runs from base 53 to 1744 and encodes 563 amino acids. Gene Ontology annotation, molecular function: DNA binding. The transcript has a single exon. The record is from RefSeq and is a predicted model, not a curated record.
CGGAGACUUCUCCGGCGCCCGCAAGCUCGCCUUCGCAGCGCAGCACGCCGGGAUGGAGGGUUUCGAUCAGAUGAUCGCCGUUUGCGACGUGCAUUGCGCGGGCAAGGAGGAUUGGUACAAGAUUCUCGGCGUCGCGGCGGAUUCCGACGAGGCCACCGUGAAGCGGCAGUACGGCAAGUUGGCGGUGACCGUCCACCCCGACAAGAACGGGCUUCCCGGCGCCAGGGAGGCCUUCGAGCUGAUCGUCCGAGCGAAAGCCGUGAUCGGUGAUUACGAGAAGAGGAUGGCCUAUGAUUCCAUGGUUAGGGCUAAGGCCAUGGCUGAUCGACCUACCUUCGGUUUUUCCCAGUUUCAAUCUAAUCAGAAAAAUUAUGGUUUUUCACGAUUUCAAGGGCAAGAUAAUGAUGAUGAGGAUUUUGGGGUUUCUAGGGUUUUGAACUAUCAGAAAGUUGAAUUGAGCGGGAAAGGCUUGUUUGACUCUGGAUUGACCAAUAGGGUGAAUGAGGUUUCUGCUUUACAAGGUCAAGGUCAAAGUCAAGGCAGUGGUCGUGGUCGUGGUCGUGGUCGUGGUCGAGGUCGUGGUCGUGGUCAAGCAAGGGUAAAUAAGGAAAACAAUGAUGUAACUAGUAAUGUUGUAGAUGGGGGAAGUGGUGUGGUUGGGGUUAAGAGGGGUCGAGGCAGGCCCCGAGGCUCGGGGUCGAAGGCAGCGUCGGCAUCUGGCGAUGCUGCCACGAAGAGGCCUCGAGGCUCGGGGUCGAUGGCAGCAUCGGGAGAUGCUGUCGCAAAGAGGCCUCGAGGCAAGCCUCCCGGCAGUGGGCGUGGUCGUGGACGUGGGCGUGGGCGUGGACGUGGACGAGGUCAAAGCACCAUUGUGGAAGUGUCUAGCGAAGAUGAAGAUGAUAACAAAAGCAAGGAGUCUCAUCCUCACACAGCAUCUGAAGCUAGCAAAAGCAAGGACUCUCAAUCUCACAUAGCAUCUCAAGCUGAAGCUGAUAAAAGCAAGGAGUCUGAUCCUCGCACAGCAUCUGAAGCUGACAAAAGCAAGGAGUCUCACCGUCGAAUGAGGCCGGAUUCGAAGAUGCUCGAAUACACGGAUGCAGAGUUUCACGACUUCGAGGGAGAGAGGAGCAGGGAGUGUUUCAAGGCAGGGCAGGUGUGGGCCGUCUACGACACGCUGGAUGCAAUGCCGAGGUUCUAUGCCAAGAUCAACGCCAUCCUGGACGACGGCCUCAAGCUGGAGAUCACGUGGCUGGAGCCUCUGCCCGAAGACGAGGAGGAGAAGAGGUGGCUGUACAAGGGGCUGCCAGCGAGCUCGGGGAGAUUCAAGCAGGGCUACAGCGAGGUGGUCCAAGACUACCGUGUGUUCUCACAUCUGGCCAAGUGGAAGAGGGACGCCAUACUGAAGAAGGUGUACGCCAUCCGGCCUCAGAAGGGCGAGACUUGGGCCGUGUUCAAGAAGUGGGAGGGGCUCGGGUCGUCGAAGGGGAUGAAGUUUGGGGAGGGGGUGGAGUACGAGGUUGUGGAGAUCAUGUCGGGUUAUGAUGGGGAGAGGGGGGUGAGUGUGGGGGUGCUGGAUAGGGUGGAGGGGCAUGGGUGUGUGUUUGAGAGGAAAGAAGGGAAAGGGGAGGUGAUUGGGGCCAAGGAUCGGUUGAGGCUGUCUCACAAGAUUCCAUCGGUGUCCGUGUCUGUCGGGGGCAUGAGCUUCUUCGAGCUCGAUCCAGGUUCGCUGCCAAUCAUGCCGUAG